Molecule: messenger RNA, 1002 nt
Organism: Trichoderma breve
Lineage: Eukaryota; Fungi; Ascomycota; Sordariomycetes; Hypocreales; Hypocreaceae
Exons: 1
Coding region: 1-1002 (333 amino acids)
Source: RefSeq, a predicted model, not a curated record
AUGCAAGUUAAAGAUAGACCCGUCGCGGAUGAUUACAUCGGCCGGCAACUAUGGCUUGCCGAAGACGAUCGAAAGUCAAUAGAGGAGGCAAUUCAACAGAAUGACUUCGAUGGUCUCCAGGGAUUCGCUGACAGCAAGAUAUCUUUCAUCAAUGAGUCGUAUUCUCGCGACGCGAAGUCCGCUGAGGAGCUCAAGUAUCAGCUACAGUGUCUUUGGUACGUCUACUAUCAAGCGGGCAAAAAUAUUUCCCAUACAAGCCCUGAACAAGAUACAUGGGUCCUGCAUAUCGUCCAACUCCAUGGGCAAGGGAAUUUGACGCGCCGAGCACAAAACAGCCACAACGGUAAUGACGGCGAUAGCAAUGACAACAAGCUUGAGAUUGCCACAACAUCCGCUGGCAUUAUUUGGGAAGGUCUGCCUUUCUUCACUGCGGACAUGACGGACUUCUGGGUAAAGGAUUGUGCAACUAUGAGUACUGACCAACGCGUCGACUUCUCUUGCUUUCUGGCUAAGCUCGCGUCCACCGGGGUAGACGACAAUCUAUGCGAAAUUGCUUUGUUAGUCUUUAAGGACACUUUUGAAACUGUUCGUCCAUUGGGCAGCUUCAACGAUCAGAGUGACGAGGAUCCUCAUAGGGAUUUACGUGAGCUCACGAUUGCCGCUUUACUUCCGGCUGCGCAGUUUUGGCUGGUUGUCGCACACAAUAAAAUCAUCCAACUGUCAGACAAGUUGUGGAACAACCCCGAUACCGUCAGGCAAGGCAAAACUACCUUCGCUACAUCGGAGCUAGGUCGCAGAUCAUCAGCGGCAUUUAGUCCCUGGCGAUGGAUGUAUUGGUUGAAAAGACUGGAGGAGAUCAAAGAAGAAGCAGAACAAGCGGGGGAAGACACCCUUACUAGGCUCGCCUUGACUACCAUGGUACAACUGUUGGGAAAGGUUAAGGACAAGGACACACGGGUUCAGAGAGAACUGGAGGCUGUAGGAAAUUGGGUUAAGAUUUAG